This is a messenger RNA of Dromaius novaehollandiae (emu), 5253 nucleotides long. RefSeq names its product poly(rC)-binding protein 3-like. The transcript is spliced from 21 exons. Gene Ontology annotation, cellular component: cytoplasm; nucleus. Gene Ontology annotation, molecular function: mRNA binding. Lineage: Eukaryota; Metazoa; Chordata; Aves; Casuariiformes; Dromaiidae. The record is from RefSeq and is a predicted model, not a curated record. The coding region runs from base 1088 to 2533 and encodes 481 amino acids. Gene Ontology annotation, biological process: regulation of gene expression; regulation of RNA metabolic process.
CGCGACCCCCCCCCCCCCCCCACUCUCGCCGCCGCCUCCGCCCGCCCCCAGCGAAGGGAAACAAAACAAAACGCCGGCACCGCCGCGCUCUCCCUCCUUCUCCUCCUGGCAUUUGGUGGUGGUUUUUUUUUCUUGGGGACUCUCCUUUCUCCUGCCAGACUGACUUGCACCUUCUCGAUUAUUUCUCUUCCCCUCGUUUUUUUAUACUCUUCUCCCUGCUUCCAAACCCUGUGUCUGUGUGUUUUAAUACUAUCACAACCUCUGCUAAAAAUAGAUCUUUUUAUAUACCCUUCCUCCUCUCUGAUCCCAUCCAACACCCCUUGUUAAGAUUGAACACAGGUAUUACGUGCUCAUCAAGAAGCACUGGAUUUUGUAGGGCCCACUCAGCUUCAGAUUCGUCUUCAGCAUGUGAGGAGGUUUAUGCUUCUGAACCAGUGCUUCCAUUCCCCUGUCUCUGAGAGAAGACGGGUAUGUUCUAAGUGCGAUGCUACAGUCCUCCGGACAACUGUCUUCAGCAGCUGAUCACCCAGAACAAAUAAACAAGUAAAACCGCCCGGCUGGACGCAAGGCGAGGCGAGGCCGUGCCGUAGCAGUGUAGGCUGCUGUGGCCUUUCCCUAGGGCUAGGGCAGCGUCCUGGCCGCGGCUUCAUCCUGAUCCUGCAGGAGCCACAGGUUUUGUCGCAGCAAGGAUCUGAUCUAUGAAGACCUGCUAGCAAGAACAGUACUUCCCAGGGAAAAUAUACCAGCUACUUGUGUGUUGCAGUCAAAGGUCAAGUUUUCUUCAGAUUGAGACAGGAUUGUGGCUCAUGGACAUCUGAUGUUGUGAUAGGGCAUAGUCAACAUCUUUAGAUUUCUUCCCCGAGACCACAGAGUGACUGCAAAAGCCGACUGACAGCAGGGGAUUUUUUAAAAAUAUUACUGGUCUUCUCACAAACGGAUAAUGUUUCCUGUAAGACUGGCAUUGGCAGGAUUAAGUGUGUGUUAACAUUACGUGAGGAGAUAAUUACUCACGGAGCCCUUUGUAUUCUGUUAGGACCAUCCCUGAAGGAUCUCCCCUUUUUCCUGUAGCUCAUGGGACACAGCACUGAUGUGUACAGGACUUCCAACUUGUAAGACUGUGUUGAUUAAGUGGCGAGGAAAAAAAAAAAACGAAGCUGCUUUCAGGUAUAGAAGAGACAAGGCCAGGAUGAACACGAAGGACUCAAAAGUGACUGAAGGAGGUCUCAAUGUCACGCUCACCAUACGCCUCCUCAUGCACGGCAAGGAGGUUGGAAGCAUUAUUGGAAAGAAAGGUGAGACAGUUAAGAAGAUGAGGGAGGAGAGUGGUGCUCGAAUCAAUAUUUCAGAAGGCUCCUGUCCAGAAAGAAUUGUGACAAUAACAGGCCCAACAGAUGCAAUUUUUAAAGCUUUUUCUAUGAUUGCACUAAAAUUUGAAGAGGACAUAAAUGCUUCGAUGACAAACAGCACGGUGACCAGCAAACCUCCUGUAACGCUGCGACUCGUCGUGCCAGCAAGUCAGUGCGGGUCCCUUAUAGGAAAAGGAGGCUCCAAAAUCAAAGAAAUCAGGGAGUCCACAGGAGCCCAGGUGCAAGUGGCAGGCGAUAUGUUGCCAAAUUCAACGGAGCGGGCAGUGACGAUCUCGGGCACUCCCGAUGCCAUCAUCCAGUGUGUGAAGCAAAUCUGCGUGGUCAUGCUCGAGUCCCCACCCAAAGGUGCCACCAUCCCCUACCGUCCCAAACCUGCCUCUGCACCUAUCAUUUUUGCAGGUGGCCAGGUAAGAGCAGACACCAUUUUGGCUUCAGCUGGAAACCACACCGUCUUGGCCCAACCUCAGCCGGCGCCUGCGUUUACGAUUCAGGGCCAGUAUGCCAUCCCGCAUCCAGACUUGACCAAGCUUCACCAGUUGGCUAUGCAGCAUCCCCCCUUUACUCCCCUUGGGCAGACCACCCCUGGUUUCCCUGGACUGGAUGCCACCACUCCAACCAGUUCCCACGAACUUACUAUUCCAAACGAUUUAAUAGGCUGCAUUAUUGGCAGACAAGGCAGUAAGAUAAAUGAAAUCAGGCAGAUGUCAGGAGCGCAGAUCAAGAUUGCUAAUGCCACAGAAGGCUCUGCAGAACGACAAGUUACAAUCACAGGAUCCCCUGCAAACAUCAGCUUAGCACAGUACCUCAUUAAUGCAAGCUUAGAGAUGGCUAAAGUCAGCACCCAGACCGCUUCCGUCACGACCCCUGUUGACCUCAACAUGAACCUCUCUCAGUCUGCCACCCCUACCUCCACCCCCACUUCCAUGGCCGUGCUGGCGGCCGCCUCCGCCGUCACCGUCAGUACCCCCCCCCCCUUGCCAACUCUGCCAACCACCCACUAUGCCGUUCCUGUCUCCAGUCUGCUUGGCAUGAAAACUGUCCCACUGCUGGCACUAAAUGCCGCGGCCGCCGCGGGGGCCACGGGGAGUUUGUCCGCUUACACUGCCAAAAUUCCUUCGACGAGUGGGGUUAAGAAAUCUGACCGCCAGAAGUUUGCUCCAUAUUGAAGGGAGGAGACACAGUGCAAGCUUGGCCAGCUCUACCAAGCGUCUGUGGUAGAUCCUAGUUAUCGAGGAAACAAUAUGGCAUAUUUCUAUUUUCUGUUAAAUUGCUAGUGUGAACUGUUGCCAACUCAAAUUGUCUUCCACUUUCCAUAAUGACUUAACACCCAGGCACAAAGUAGCAACUAGUUCCAACAGCGAGUGGGCGCCCUGCCGGGACCCCGGCCCCCACGACGCGCCCCAGGGCUGCCAGCUCUGCACCGACCCUGGCCGCCAGCCCAGCCUAAGCAGGACACAGCAGGACAGCCUUCCUGCCAGGGCCACCGCCGGCCUGCCUUUCUACUGCCCCGUUGCAGCUGGGCAUGACCAUCAGCAAGGAGACACCUGGGGGGGCACGGCAAGAAAGAAAAAUUCAGGCCAAAUUUGGACACCAGGGGCCAACUUUGGCAGUACCUUAUUGCUUACUGCCUUAGCACAUAGAUUUAUAGCCAUUCGAAGGGAUCCCUCCAUCCGCAGAACAAUUUUUCCAUUGCUAGUGCUGCAAAUCUGCCAUCUCUGAUGCUUAGUGGCACCACUGAAGCCUGAACUAAAAUGCUGGCCCAACGCGACCUCUCGUGGUCAUGUUGUUGUGGAGGCCUCGCAGCUUCCCUGGUCUGACAUUUACCUGCUAGCACAUGGAGAAGGUUAGCAAGUACCAGAGCAGACAUGUAUAUUAAUACAUCUCCCCAAUAAAUUAAGCUUUCUGGUUGAGAAAAACUUUUAAAUGAAAAUGAUGAGAAGACAACAAGAAAAAAGAAAUAGGCAACUGUGCGUUUCUACUGUAUUUUUCAAGGAUGCAGCAAUUUUCUGUGAGGAAAGCAUAAGGCCACGUUAGGGAGGGAAAGCAGGCUCCUUUUUGCAUGCGGAUAUUUUACUCUUAAAGAUUACUGACAAAAUACUUGUUUCUCUAACUGCUUAAUAUGAGACACAAAUCAAAGCUGCACAUACUUGCAAUUCUGUUACUCUCCCCCCCCCCCCCCCCCAGCCACUGUCCCUUUUGUAGGGCCAAAAUCUGCUCCCAUUGACAUAUUAUACUGCAGUCAAUGGAAGAAAUCCCUGUGACUUUAAUGGGAGCAUAUGACUUGUUUAGCCAAAAUGAACUGGCCAUUUCUUUUUCUUGGGUUUCUGUACAAAAUACAUUCCAAUUUAUGUUACUCCAAAUUAUGCAUUUGGAUGGUAUUGUAAUUAUGAAUAAAAUCUUGUGUAUUUCAAAUGCCAUUCAAAGGUUCCUGAUUUGAUAGCUCAUAUCCUUUCACAAGAACUUAAUUAUGUUCGGAUUAAUUAAGACCAGACAUCUAAUUGCAGCCAAAUUGAAGAGAGCUGGGGGUUGUAAUGGCUGGUUGCUAGCUGUUGGAACUAGUUUUUAACUGCAUUUUCUGUUUGUCCAUCCACCUUCUUUUUAAUUUCUGUUGCAUAACUCAGUAAUGCAAUAUUGUUUUCUUCACCACUUCCAAAUCCAGAAUCCCAUUAGCCCACCAUGUUCAUCCACUUUGCACUCCUUGGACACAAAGCUUUAACAAUUGAACUGUAUUCAGUGCAUUUUAAUAUAAACUAAAAACACAAUGCAAAUGCAAUACUUUUUAAAACAUGGUAUUUCAAAGUGUGUUAUAAUUAUUGUAUAGGGCUAAGUACUAUUUCAGUAUUCUGUGUCAUUUCUGUAUUCUGUGGGCUUUUCUUCACCUUAGUAUCUUUGCACUAAGUUUUGUCACUGUAACCGUUUGUAGAACUGCCAUUGUUACAGUUUGCACUUAUCCAAAUGGGGGUUUUGGUUGUUUCUGUUGGUUUUUUUGUUUUGUUUUUGUUUGUAUAUAAUGAAGGAAAAACUGGAAAUAAUGUCAAGGUACCUCAGCUAUUUAACAGCUCUAGAAAACUGCUGUAAACUUGUUCUGGACUAUUGUAACUGUUUUAAUAACUGACAUUUUAAAAAGAAAAAAAAAAAUACAACUCUGUGAGAAAACUUGCCUGCAUUGAAAUGCUGUUCUAUGCUGGUUGUACUCAAGUGUUAUUUUUUUAAUAGUGAGAAGAUUUUUUUUUCUUUUUUUGCCUUUUUUUUCCUUUUCUUUUCCUCGUUUUUGUUCCUACAUUUUAGGCUGUCUUCAGAAGUUACUGGCCUGGGGGCUCUGUAAUGUAUCUCAUCAUACCCUAGUGCAUUAGCCACCAGACAGGACUUUUCCAAAGCCCCAUGAGACAAUGCUUUCUAUGGACUAAUCUACAGAGGAGUUUCUGCCAUUUCUAACUUUCUUAUUAUUCUGAGACAUCAAAAGAAAUACUUCUUUUACUCUUUAAGCAACUGUGCUUCCUAACUCUUGUGUUGCUUUCAUUACUGUUCCAGUUUUAACACUGUUGUGGCUCAUAACAUAAAGCAAAGAAAAGUUAUUUUCGGGGGUUAAUUUUCAUUGAUGUUCAUGCUUUGGCUAAUCUGUAUAAAAGCAUGGGCUGUUAGUGUUCUAAAUCAUUGUAUUCAGCUAGAGACUUGACAGUAAAUUAAAUGAGACGUUUUUAUAAAUAAAUUUUUUUCCUGAUUUAAAAACAAUGUGGUAGCAUACAACUGUUGUGUUGUUUAAAAUUUGUUCUUUGUAAUCAAGUUGCUAAUUUGUCAUUUGAGAAACACUAUUUUAUGGAUUGUCAAACUAAGAUCAUAGACAAAUUGCUUGUUUUCAUCAAUGAUUAAAGGUUUCAUAUCAUCA